AUGUCCUACAAUAGAAGCUCCGAUAGUCCCAAUAGAGGAUACAGGGAGUUUGACCCCGAGACGGGAGACGGCGUGGGCCGAAAGAAGUCCCUCGUGAGACCGGAGCGGUCGAGGCUAAAUCCAAACAACCCCAGGUACCACUACACGCAGGUUGCAAGCCAGGAGUCGGAUCACAUCAAAGUGCAAGUUUCGUCCUCGGCUGAUCCGCGAGGCUCGAAUGAUCUUAGUCGCUCAAGAACAAACUUGAGCGCAUACACCGCGGCGAGAUCAGUACAGAGCCCCUCGCAUAAUUACCAGCCGCAUCAGCAAAGCAACUUGGCGCAUCAAACGCGUGCAGAUGACGACAUUGACAUGGACAUUGAAGGGAUCCCGCUCAUGGAUAUCCACAAUACUUCGCCGGGCACUGAUAACGAGAACCAACAACUCAAGGGAGGUAGAGAAGUGUUUGGCUUGAAUGAUGAGCUAGGCGGCGCCUCGAGAGGUAAUGUGAUCUCCAACGGCUUACCUAGACCACAGGUACAGGGAACGAAAAACAGGAAAAAAAAUAAGAAGCAAGACAAGAAGCACGAUAUUUAUUUCUGGAAAGUCUAUUGUUAUGCGAUAACGUUUUGGGCUCCACCUCCUUUAUUGAAACUAUUUGGACUUCGAACUAAGGAUCGUCAAUUUGCGUGGAGAGAAAAAAUCGGAUUGAUCUCGUGUAUCCUCUACAUUGGUGCAUUUGUCGCUUAUUUGACGUUUGGUUUCACCAAGACGGUUUGCUCGCAGGAAAGAAUUCGAACUAGGAUCAACGAGGUCAAUCAAGGUUAUUUGAUCAUCAAUGGUAGAUCCUUUGACUUGACGUCGUCGCAACACCCGGCAGCUGCUGGCAUUGGUGCUGGCUCCAAUAUUUUGUAUCCGCCAAUCAAUGCUGGUGGCAAAGAUGCUUCAUUCUUGUUUCAAAAUGUCAAUGGAAACUGUAAAGGUUUGAUCUUGCCAAGAGACAACUGUACGAUCCCCUAUAAUGCAGAUAACGAAUUGGCAUGGUAUAUGCCCUGUCGUGUCUUUAACCAAGAUGGUUCAGACCAAGUCAACAAUACCGAAGCCUAUUAUAGCGGUUGGGCUUGUCACACCAGUGAAGUUGCCCGUAGAGCCUAUUAUAAUUUAAAAGUAACCGGCGAUGUUUAUUUUACUUGGGAUGACAUUCGAAACUCCUCAAGAAACUUGGUUGUUUAUUCAGGCAAUGUCUUGGACUUGAAUUUGGUCAAUUGGAUCCUGAGGGAUGAUGUCACCUACCCGGACUUGUUUGACAAGUUGCGCGAUGACCCAACGUAUCAAGGGUUGGAUAUCUCGAUGGUGUUGACUAACCCGGGCGAACGUCAAGCGGCUAGAUGCUUGACCGAGAUUAUCAAGGUGGGAGUCAUUGACUCCGAUACCAUUGGCUGUAUUGCAUCGAGAAUUGUGUUGAUUGUUUCGUUGGUUUUCAUCUUGUCGGUUGUUGUUGUCAAGUUCAUCAUGGCCUGUUGGUUCAGGUGGGUCACUUCUAGAAAACAGGGUGCCACCGAAUACGACAACAAGAGCAUGGCUGCGAGAAACAAGGCCAUUGAGAAUUGGGUUGACAAUGACAAGUCGGCUGGCACUCAAAUCAAAACGGUACCGCCAAAAGCCAGGGCCAAGUACAAAACCGCAAAGACCAACAGACAGAGUGUUUUCCACAGAUCUCAAAAGCUUUCACUUGGACCAAAUGCCGAUUUAUCGCAAUACUACGACAACCCCAGCGCGCUUUCAAAGACUUUUAAAUACACAACCAUGUCGACGCAAGCCGCGUUAUUGGGACGCAAUGGAUACGGAAGAAAAACGCAAACGCAAACGGUGUCGGGCAAGAAUGGUGUUAAGCAAUCAACCAUAUAUAUGAAUGAGCAAGGCUCGUCGACGGAUGUCUUGAACCGACCCGUUACCACUUAUAAUCCAUUUGAGAAUCUUGAAGAUCAAAAUGCUGUUGUCCACGGCUUGUCUCCCGAGAUUAUCCAUCCCGAUAUCGUUCCGCAGCCACCAGUCGAAUAUCAACCUUUUGGAUUCCCAUUAGCGCACACUAUAACUUUGGUGACCUGUUAUUCUGAAGAUGAAGAUGGUAUACGUACUACGUUGGACUCCAUCGCCACCACCGAUUUCCCAAACUCCCACAAGUUGAUCCUUGUUGUAUGCGAUGGUUUGAUCAAAGGUUCCGGGAAUGAUAGAACCACUCCUGAAAUUGUCUUGGAUAUGAUGUCUGAUUUGGCUGUGCCCAGGGAAGACGUUGAGCCACACUCCUAUGUGGCAGUUGCUCAGGGAAGCAAGCGUCAUAACAUGGCCAAAGUCUAUGCCGGUUUCUACAACUACAACGAUGACACUAUCCCACCGGAAAAACAGCAACGAGUUCCCAUGAUUACCAUUGUCAAGUGCGGCACGCCCGAAGAGGCCAACUUGCCCAAACCAGGAAAUAGAGGUAAGCGUGACUCGCAAAUCAUUUUGAUGUCUUUUUUGCAAAAGAUUGUGUUUGAUGAAAGAAUGACAAGUUUGGAAUUUGAAGUGAUGCAGUCGAUAUGGAGAGUUACUGGAUUGAUGGCUGAGUUUUACGAAAUCGUGCUAAUGGUGGAUGCCGACACCAAAGUUUACCCUGACUCGUUGACCCACAUGGUUGCUGAGAUGGUCAAGGAUCCCCUGGUUAUGGGAUUGUGCGGAGAGACCAAGAUUUCAAACAAGGCGCAAACAUGGGUUACCGCUAUUCAAGUGUUUGAAUAUUAUAUAUCCCACCACCAAGCCAAGGCGUUUGAGUCGAUUUUCGGUGGUGUCACCUGUUUGCCUGGUUGUUUCUGUAUGUACAGAAUCAAAGCGCCAAAAGGAUCCGAUGGUUACUGGGUUCCAAUCUUGGCCAACCCGGACAUUGUGGAAAGAUACUCGGAUAAUGUCGUUGACACAUUGCACAAGAAGAAUUUGCUCUUGUUGGGUGAGGACAGAUAUCUUUCCUCGUUGAUGUUGAGAACUUUUCCCAAGAGAAAGCAGAUUUUCAUUCCCAAGGCCGCUUGUAAGACGGUUGUGCCCGAUAAGUUCAAGGUGCUUUUGUCGCAACGUCGUAGAUGGAUCAACUCCACGGUGCACAAUUUGUUGGAGUUGGUGCUUGUGAAUGACUUGUGCGGCACUUUUUGCUUUUCGAUGCAGUUUGUCAUUUUCAUUGAGUUGGUGGGUACGCUAGUUUUGCCGGCCGCUAUUUCGUUCACCAUUUACGUGAUUAUCGUUGCCAUCAUUUCCAAGCCAACGCCCGUGAUGUCGUUGGUUCUUUUGGCAGUCAUCUUUGGUCUACCUGGUUGUCUUAUUGUGAUUACCGUUUCGUCCUUAUCCUACCUCAUCUACUUUGUCAUUUACUUGUUUGCCUUGCCAAUUUGGAAUUUUGUCUUGCCAUCGUACGCAUAUUGGAAGUUUGAUGAUUUCAGUUGGGGUGGAACAAGAACCGUUGCCGGUGAAGGUAAAGGAGACCAUGGAGCUAACGAGGGUAAUUUCGAUUCAUCAAAGAUCAAGAUGAGAAGAUGGAGAGAUUGGGAACGGGAGCGCAGAAUCGAGCAAGACAACGGUCUUGCUGGUCUCGGUGAAAAUGGCACCGGCUUCCCAAGACCUGGUCCUUACAUGAGCCUGGACGGUAGGAAUUUGACGGUUCCCUCAGCGGUGUGGGACCCUUCAAACAAUGAAAAAUUGAUUGACGUUUACGAUAAUGACGGCUCGUAUUCUGGAUCUAGCUGA
Messenger RNA from Lodderomyces beijingensis, 3750 nucleotides. Lineage: Eukaryota; Fungi; Ascomycota; Pichiomycetes; Serinales; Debaryomycetaceae. The record is from the annotation of a GenBank genome assembly.